Molecule: messenger RNA, 2103 nt
Organism: Pseudophryne corroboree (corroboree frog)
Lineage: Eukaryota; Metazoa; Chordata; Amphibia; Anura; Myobatrachidae
Gene: GABPB1
Product: GA binding protein transcription factor subunit beta 1
Exons: 10
Coding region: 411-1670 (419 amino acids)
Biological process (GO): positive regulation of transcription by RNA polymerase II
Cellular component (GO): nucleus
Molecular function (GO): protein binding; transcription cis-regulatory region binding
Source: RefSeq, a predicted model, not a curated record
ACUUCCCCCGGAACCCAGAUCAUCCGAGCGAUUUCCUGUUUAUUGCGUUAAAGUCGGCAGGUUUCCGGGGACACGGGGCUGUGCCGGGCUCCGGGGAACGUGUGGCGGGAAGGGCUGAGCCUUGUGAUCGGUGGCGAGAAUGGCGGCCUCCCCGCUCCCCAUCCCUCCUGUGCACACCCGCUCAUCGGGCGGGAAACUCCCCGUCCCAGCAAGCCCCGCUCACCCGCCUCCGGCACCGCGGCUUACGUCCUCCAGUGCACCGCACAGGGAUAACGCCGGGCAUUGCCCGGUAGCAGCUGGGGCUUCUCUCCUCUGCACGUACUGACCCGGUGCUCUCCCGCCACCGGGUCACCCGCCUGCACCGGCCGCUGCUGCCGUGGACUCACAGUGCUAUUAUAUCAUGCUGCAAUAUGCGUGUCCAGCUCACUGUAUACACUCCUAUAUCUGGCAUGCUGAUGUCCUUAGUAGAUUUGGGAAAGAAGCUUUUAGAGGCUGCUCGAGCUGGUCAAGAUGAUGAAGUCCGCAUUUUAAUGGCAAAUGGAGCACCUUUUACAACAGACUGGCUUGGGACAUCUCCACUCCAUCUAGCAGCUCAGUAUGGUCAUUAUUCCACCACUGAAGUAUUACUUAGGGCAGGAGUGAGUAGAGAUGCACGGACAAAAGUUGACAGAACUCCCUUGCACAUGGCAGCCUCAGAGGGGCAUGCAAACAUUGUAGAAGUUUUACUGAAGCAUGGGGCUGACAUCAAUGCCAAAGACAUGUUGAAGAUGACUGCUCUCCACUGGGCGACUGAACACAAUCACCAAGACGUAGUUGAACUUUUCAUAAAAUAUGGAGCAGAUGUCCAUACUCAAAGCAAGUUCUGCAAAACUGCAUUUGAUAUCUCUGUAGAUAACGGAAAUGAGGAUCUUGCAGAAAUACUCCAGCUUGCAAUGCAAAACCAAAUUAAUACAAAUCCAGAAAGUCCAGAAACUGUAACAAUACAUACAGCUACUCCACAAUUCUUCAUUGGCCCCGGAGGUGUAGUAAAUCUGACAGAUGACAAUGGGAUAUCUUCUACAGUGCAGUUUGGCAAUUCGUCAACCUCUGUUUUAGCUACACUGGCAGCAUUAGCUGAAGCCUCUGCUCCAUUGUCCAAUUCCUCUGAAACACCAGUGGUGGCUACAGAAGAAGUGGUAACUGCUGAGUCGGUGGAUGGUGCAAUUCAACAAGUAGUUAGGUCUGGUGGACAACAGGUCAUCACAAUAGUGACAGAUGGCAUCCAUCUUGGUAAUCUCCAGUCUGCUAUCCCAUCGAGUGGAAUAGGUCAGCCAAUUAUUGUCACUAUGCCAGAUGGUCAGCAAGUAUUGACUGUACCAGCAACUGACAUUGCAGAAGAAACUGUGAUCAGCGAAGAGCCCCCGUCUAAAAGACAAUGCAUUGAGAUCAUCGAAAACCGCAUGGACUCUGCAGAAAUUGAGAUUCCAGAAACUUCUGGAUCAGAAAUCUAUAUUGUGAAUACUCAGGAGUUCUCUCAGGAAAGAGAAUCCCUUCAGAAGCAACUUGACGAAGCUAACCGAGAAGCCCAGAAGUACCGACAGCAACUGAUGAAGAAAGAACAAGAGGCAGAGGCAUACCGGCAGAAGUUAGAAGCCAUGACCAGGCUGCAGACUAAUAAAGAAGUGGUUUAAAAUGCUAGCUGGACAGAUAUAGUUUUUUGAUAUUUUUAUUCAAGAAGAUGGCUCAGGACCUGUUCUGUGCACUGCUAAAUACCACGGGUGGAACAUGCAGAAAAUGUGAGCAUUGCCAGAGAACAGAUCUCCAGAAAGGACACGGAUCAUACAAGUGCUGGUCUUACAAAGGUCAAUCCUUGUGAAAAGUAUUUAAGAUUAAAUACUGUACAUAUUUUUUUUUUCUUAUUUUUUUAUGUAGUUUCUUUUUACAGUUAGCAAAUAAGUUGAUACUGAUUUUUGGAAAGAUGCAGAGAUCAUUGUCAACAAAUUUGACGAAAUUUGAUGUGUAAGAAAGGGGUGCAGGAAAGCACCUCUUCAUUGUGACAUUCUGCAAAAACUUCUUAUAUCUGCAGUGCUUUCUUUAAACGGAUCAACGAGGCCUUUGAGGUUA